This is a messenger RNA of Truncatella angustata, 1488 nucleotides long. RefSeq names its product cyclophilin-like domain-containing protein. The transcript has 2 exons. Gene Ontology annotation, biological process: protein peptidyl-prolyl isomerization. Gene Ontology annotation, cellular component: nucleus. Gene Ontology annotation, molecular function: RNA binding; peptidyl-prolyl cis-trans isomerase activity. The record is from RefSeq and is a predicted model, not a curated record. Lineage: Eukaryota; Fungi; Ascomycota; Sordariomycetes; Amphisphaeriales; Sporocadaceae. The coding region runs from base 1 to 1488 and encodes 495 amino acids.
AUGUCGGUCCUUCUAGAGACCAGCCUAGGCGACAUCGUGAUCGACCUGUUGGUUGACUACGCGCCCAAGGAGUGCGAAAACUUCCUCAAACUUUGCAAGGCCAAAUACUACAACUUCUCUCCCGUCCACUCCGUUCAACCCAACUUCUCCUUUCAGACUGGUGACCCUCUGGGUCCCAACUCCAAAGAAUCCGAUGGUGGCUCGUCGAUAUGGGGGUUGCUCUCAGGCUCGUCCAAGAGGACAUUUCCUGCGACCUUCAACCCGAAGCUGAAGCAUCUCGAGCGCGGAACAGUCUCUAUGGCCACAGCACCACAUCCUUCCGACCCCGACGUGAGACUAGCAGCCAGCCAGUUCAUAGUCACCUUGGGGGACAACACGGACUAUCUAGAUGGCCGCGCAUCUAUAUUCGGCAAGGUAGUCGAGGGAUUCGAUGCGCUCGAGAAGAUCAACGGCGCCAUAACCGACAAGGAUGGCCAGCCACUAGUCGACAUACGGAUCAAACACACGGUAGUCCUCGACGACCCAUACUCCGAUCCCGCAGGCUUAAGGGAGCCGAGUUCCAGCCCACCGCCGAGCAAAGCGCAACUUGCCACCGUACGAAUAGCCGACGACGCCGACCUGAAUGAAGAGGUCGACGAGGAGGCAGCCGCCAAGAAGCGGCGCGAGGCCGAGGCGCGCGCCCAGGCACUGACACUCGAGAUGAUGGGCGAUCUGCCGUUCGCCGAAGUCAAACCUCCCGAAAAUGUCCUGUUCGUGUGCAAGCUCAACCCGGUGACCCGCGACGAGGAUCUCGAACUCAUAUUCUCCCGUUUCGGCAAGAUUCUAAGUUGCGAGGUGAUUCGUGACAAGAAGACGGGCGACUCCCUGCAAUAUGCCUUCAUCGAGUUUGAGGAAAAAGCCUCCUCCGAGGCCGCCUACUUCAAGAUGCAAGGUGUACUGAUUGACGACCGGAGGAUACAUGUCGACUUUUCUCAGAGUGUGAGCAAGCUCAGCGACGUAUGGCGAAGCAGCGAGAAUGCCAAGAGAUCGCGUACAUCUGGCGGCGGUGGGUGGGGUGGUGUUGAAGGCCUGGAGAAGUGGCGCAAAUACAGGGUGGACAGGGGAGAGAAUGAGGAUCGCAAUGGCAAGUACGGCAUGGUCUACGACAAAGAUGAUGUGCGCCGCCGCCGGGAGGGACGAAGCGAUGCAAAAAAUGCUCCUGAGGAUGACGCCGAAGACAGUAGGCCACAGGAUACUGGUCGUCCCGAGAGAGGUCAAGACAGGAGACGGGGCGGCGACAGACGUGACUGGAACAAGGAGGCCAGGACGCGAAGUCGCAGUCGAAGCCCUAGAAGAGACACUUAUCGCGACAAUCAGGAUCGCUGGGGUAGGGAUGAUGACAAAAGAAGGGACGAUCGGCCUAGAGCUCGACACGCCGAUCGCGAUAGGCGGGAUCGUGACCGAGAUGGAGGCAGAGGUAGAGGUUACGGCGAUUCGCAGAGAAGAUGA